AAGAAGAAGAAGAAGAAGAAGAAGAAGAAGAAGAAGGUGAUAUUCCGGGGCAAUGGAUGAAGAUCAGCCUGGAAGGCUGUAUAAUCUGUGAGGUGUGCAGCUAACUUUUGUCACUGGAAUUGCUGCAAUGUUUUCUUUGUAUUACAUCUUUAAUUUGCAGUACCAAGAGGAAGAAGCAUCCACACUGGAAUUCCUUCAAAGGUCUGUAUUCCUCAGUGCCACACAUUGAAUCAUAUCACUCAAUCUUCAGUAAAGCAUCCUAUUAACAUCAUCCUACAAAUGAAGAGGCUCUCCCUCAAAUUCAAACAAGUAGGAAACACUUCUGGUGUAAGAACACCUUCUACUUUUGUAAAGAUGGAUUUAAUUAAAGAAGAGAAUGAAGACAUGAGUGACCCAGAGCAAUACAGUGUCAAAAAUGAAGAUAUUGAGGAACAAAGAGACCUGAUGGAAGUGAAAGAGGAAAGUAAAGAACUGAAUGAAAUGGAGGAGGAACAUCAGUAUAAGGAACUUCAGCAUUUCAAAACAGGUGGAAAAUCUUUUAGUUCCACAGGAAAAAGAGUUUCUAGAACAGGAGCCAAAAAUUAUUUCGCAUGCCAUCAGUGUGGAAAGAGUUUCACCGAACAAAUAAAACUUAAGGAACACAUAAGAAUUCACACUGGAGAGAGACCUUUUACUUGUCCACAGUGUGGAAAAGGUUUCAUAAAAAAAGUACAACUUAAGCAUCACAUAAAAAUUCACACUGGAGAGAAGCCUUUCACAUGCCGUCAGUGUGGAAAGAGUUUCACCGAACAACGAAACCUUAAGGACCACAUAAGAAUACACACUGGAGAGAGACCUUUUACUUGUCCUCAGUGUGGCAAAGGUUUCACUCAAAAAGGAACACUUUAUAUUCACGUAAAAAUCCACACUGGAGAGAAGCCUUUCACAUGCCAUCAGUGUGGAAGGAGUUUCAACCAACCAGGACAACUUAAGCGUCACAUAAAAAUUCACACUGGAGAGAAGCCUUUCUCAUGCCAUCAGUGUGGAAAAAGAUUCACACAACAAGGACAACUUCAAAUUCACAUAAGAAUUCACACUGGAGAGAAGCCUUUUACUUGUCCUCAGUGUGGAAGGAGUUUUACACAACAAGGACAACUGAAGCGUCACAUAAACAUUCACACUGGAGAGAAGCCUUUCACAUGCCAUCAGUGUGGAAAGAGUUUCAGACAACAAGGCGUUCUUAAGCAUCACAUAAGAAUUCACACUGGAGAGAAGCCUGUCACAUGCCAUCAGUGUGGAAAGAGUUUCAGACAUCAAGGACAACUGAAGCGUCACAUAAAAAAUCACACUGGUGAGAAGCCUUUCACAUGCCAUCUCUGUGGAAAGAGUUUCACAGAACAAGGACCUCUGAACCGUCACAUUAAAAUUCACACUGGAGAGAAGCCUUUCACAUGCCAUCAGUGUGGAAGGAGUUUCAUAGAACAAGGAGAACUGAACCGCCACCUUAAAGUUCACACUAGAGAGAAGCCUUACACAUGCCAUCAGUGUGGAAAGUAUUUCAGAUGUUCUCAGAGUCUCAAAUUUCAUCUGCAUAUUCACUCUAAAGAGAAGCCAUUUAACUCUGAGCAGUGUAAACAAAAAUUUGUUGUGGCAUCACACUUAAAAAGACACCUCAGUGCUCAUAAAAAUGAGAGGCCCUACAUGUGUUCUUUUUGUGAGAAGAGGUUUUUACUUUUUGAUCAUUUCAAAAUGCACCAGGCAACACAUUCCGUUGGGAAAGCUGUGUUCUCUGGGUGUGGGAAAGCCUUUUCUAGAGCCAGUGAUUUGCAGAUGAUCCAAAAAAUACAUAAUGGAGAAAAACCUUACAAGUGUUCACAUUGUGGAAAGGGUUUUUCAGAGUCUUCUAACCUGGAAAUUCAUGUAAGAGUGCAUGCUGGAGAGAAGCCAUACCAUUGCCCUUCAUGUGGAAGUAGUUUCAAUGCAUUAAUAUAUCUAAGUGCUCAUUUGAAAAAGCAUUGUCCACAAAAGGUGGCCACAAUGAGCAAAGUUAAUCGUCUGGCUUCAGGUCUAAGUGAAUAGAAUGAAAUUCCGAUAAACCACAAAGAAUUACCUAGAUAAAGUUGUGGAAAGGCAUAGGUGAGGGGAUGGACAUAAAAAGAUUUCAAAGGCUUUGUCUGUCAUUCUGAGCACUGGAAAGACCAAAAUAAAAAUGAAAGGUUUAUAGCACCACCCAGACCAUAGAUCAGGCAAUCCCUCCAAACUGGAUGACCGGGCAAGAGGAGCCUGAUCAGAGAGGCUACCAAAAGGCCACUGGCAACUUUCAAAAGUAAUGGAUGGUGGUAGCAGUAUGAUGUUGUGGGAAUGUUUCACUUCAGCACUUGUCAGGAUAGGAGAAUUGACAGUGCAAAGUUCAGACAGAUCUUGAGGAGAACCUGCAGCCCUCUUCCAGGAGGUUGAAAAUGGGAAGAUGGUUCACAUUUCAGCAUGACAAUGCAGGAUUUUUCCUGGGUCAAGAUUUAAUUGCCUUUGGUGGUGGCUGACUUAAUAUAAUUUAUAUUUAUCAUCUGAGCAUCUAGAAACUUCUGAAAUCAGAAGAGUUUUUUGUUCUUCAAAGUGCUGUGGACAAUCAAACUAACUUAAAACACUACUGAUUUGGUACUGUGCUUCAAUGGUGAUAGUGUUUGUUUCCUAAUCCAUCAGAUAUUGUUUUCCUUUUAUCAGACUCUUAAUGAUUUAGGAAUACUUUUGAUUAUAGGAAUAUCUGAAGCCAAACCAGGGCAGCUUGUUUCCUGAACUCAAAUAUCAUUAGAACAGGACAUUUAUUACAAUAUACAUGACAUUGUGUUUACCAUAGUUGUUGAUCAUUUGUUAUGCUGAAAUUACAGGAAAGAACAUGGAUGGCUCCUCAUUAAAGUGUUAGGUGUAAAGCCGUGGCCAAAAGUAUUGGCAGUGACAUACAUUUUGUGUUUCACAAGAUCAAGAACGUCAAGGAGAGAGGUUCAACUGCAGUGAAGAAGGCUUCAGGACGUCCCAGAGUGUCCAGCAAGCGCCAUGACCUUCUCCUCCUGAGGAGUCAUCUACAGAAUCGUGUCACCACCAGUGCAGAGCUUGCUCAAUAUUGGCAGCAGGUUGGUGUGAGUGCAUCUGCACGCACAGUGAGGUGAAGGCUUUUGGACAAUGGCCUGGUGUCAAGAAGGGAAGCAAAGAAGCCACUUCUCUCCAAAACAAACAUCAAGGACUUACUGAAAUUCUGCAGGAAGUACAAGGAUUGGACAGCAGAAGACUGGUGCAAAGAUAUUUUCUCUGAUUAAGCCCCUUCCGACUGUUUGGGACAUCUGGAAAAUCGAUAGUCCGGAGAAGAAAAGGUGAACGCUACCAUGAGUCAUGUGUCGUGCCAACAGUGAAGCAUCCUGAAACCAUCCAUGUGUGGGGUUGCUUUUCAGUCAAGGGAGUGGGCCCUCUCACAAUUCUGCACAAAAACACUGGCAUGAAUAAAGAAUGGUAUCAAAACGUCCUGCAAUAGCAACUUCUCCCAACAAUCCAGGAGCAAUUUGGUGAUGAUCUGUGCAUUUUCCAGCAUGAUGGAGCACCAUGUCACAAGGCAAGAGUGAUAAUGAAGUGACUCGGAGAUCAUUACAUUGAAAUGUUGGGUCCGAAGCCAGGCAAAUCCCCAGAACUUAAUCCCAUUGAGAACCUGUGGUCAAUCCUCAAAAGGCUAGUGGACAAGCAGAAGCCCACAAGUUGUGAUCAACUCCGAGCACUAAUAAGGUGAGAAUGGAUCUCCAUCAGUCAGGAUUUGGCCCAGAAGCUGAUGUCCAGCAUGCCAGAGCGAAUCGCAGAGGUUAUGAAGAACAAGGGUCAACACUGUAAAUAUUGACUCUCUGCAUAUAUUGAAUGUUUUUGCCAAUAAAAGCCUUUCAAACUUAUGAAAUUGUUUUUCAGUAUAACAUAGAAACAUGUGAAAAAAUAAUCUACAAACACUGAAGCAGCAAACUUUGCAAAACACAAAUUGAUGUCACUGCCAGUACUUUUGGCCACAGCUGUAGGUAGGUAGUUAGACUUACUUAAAAAAUUACUAUUUGUUAUAAAGAAAUAAUAGCUUUAACACAUUUAAAAACAUAACUUUUACAACUGCUACUGUUAUAAUGAAAAAUUCUGUUUACUGUGAUAAAUGUUAGUAAAAGUAUUGAUGUGUAGAUGCAAAUAGUCUUGUAACUGAUUCAGGUGCAGGGCAGUGUUUUCUCUUUCCCUCGUCAGUGCUUUUCAGAAUGUCAGUCCUGUCUAGCUGGUUGAAAUGGUUGAAUUGCUCCAAAGUGCAUUAAAAUAGAAAGUUCUCAUGUAGAUUUCAGAUGAGUUGCAUAAGUUGUGGUCUGCGGCACGAUAUUGAGGGAAGCAAAAGUUGAAUCACACAGGUGAUCUGCUCUGCGCUAUCCUAUCACCAGAGCUUGCAUAUAGAGGGAAGCCUGUUUUACGCGUAAAUACCUGCAUGCUCCAGAUAUACAAUAGUAGAACAGAGUGCACCACUUGCGUGAGAGAUUCGCAGUAGAUCGUGAAACCGUGCAUAUCUGAGUUAUCAAGAAUAUAGAAUGACUUGAAUGCAUUCCAUAAAUUUUCACCAGAUGAUUUUACUGAGCUUGAACAUGUUCUAUUUGUGAACCAACGUGGUUUGAACAAUGGAAGUGUGGCAUAGUUCCUACAGUUUCAGGAAACAGUAAUGACUAGCUUGUUAAAUUCUCUAAUGAUGCAUUGUACUAUGGUGGUGUAAAGGAAUUCACAGCCACUUCAGUGCUGUACAACUUCACAAACUCGUCAGCUUUACAGACACAAUAGAUUAAACGCAACAGCAUCAGAAGCUCUGUGGCCGUACUUGUGCCAGUCUCUCUCUCCCUCUGCUGGUGGCAUGACUGUUUAUAUGCCACUCUCCCCAUGCUCACUGGAAUUAGAAACAGGUGUUAGACACUUUCUCUCUCUCCAGACAGAUGCUUGACCACACCCCUGCUGCCACAGGUGGUUAUGCGGUAAGUUAUGUCAUUUUCCAGGUAAUGCACCCCUGGUUGGAUAGGGUUAGGUUUAGGGGUAGGGUGCCAUCCUACGUUUCAGAAAUUCGCAAAAUGGUUAUGUUGGUAACUUAUGUCAUAAAGACUGCUAAAAAUGAAAUUCUUCUCACGUUUAAUAUAUAGAUAUAUAUGGGUGUUAUCGCUUGCCAUGUUUCUACUAAAGUUGAACUUUACAGUCAGUAAAAUGGCUUUUUUCCCCUUUUGGUUUUAUUUUUGGUUCUUUUUUUCCUCUCUUUAAAGUGGGGAGAGCAUAAAAAGCAUAAAUAUACUGGUUUCAGAGGUAGAGAAAAAAAAUAUUCUGAGCUAUCUACGCUCCUGUUUUUAAAUUCAUAAUCUCUUUUCAAUAAGUAUACCUUUUAAUAUUUAAAUAUAUUCUCAAAAAUAAUAAAGAUAUUUGACAUGUAUAUGCAACUGGCCAUCUAAAAUCAAUAUGUAAAUCAUGGUUUAGUGGAGGAGGUUUUGACUGUCACUUUAGAUGGCCAAUUGUAUUUAUUUGACUUUGUUAAACCUGGUAGUACCCAUAGAAAGCACAUGCACAGAAUGCCUUGAUGUUUGAGCUAAUAAAGUCCUAAAACCUCUUUAUACUGUUUUGAUCAAUGCUGGGGUAAAACAAAAGGAAACACACACUCAUUACAGCUAAAGAUCCAAGAGCAAUUAGUCAUAUGAAACCAAACAUUAAUAACCUUUUUUUUUAUUCUUUUUUAAAUCCCUGCAAAGAUCAAUUAAAUUGCAAGACUUAUCAGACAAAGUCUGAUGGCAUCAAAUCAUAAUCAUUCAAUGAAGACUUGAAAAAAAUGGAAAUAAAACACA
Molecule: messenger RNA, 5846 nt
Organism: Xyrauchen texanus (razorback sucker)
Lineage: Eukaryota; Metazoa; Chordata; Actinopteri; Cypriniformes; Catostomidae
Product: gastrula zinc finger protein XlCGF26.1-like
Exons: 4
Coding region: 280-2058 (592 amino acids)
Biological process (GO): negative regulation of transcription by RNA polymerase II
Molecular function (GO): DNA-binding transcription repressor activity, RNA polymerase II-specific
Source: RefSeq, a predicted model, not a curated record